AUGAUUGAUUAAAAUAUAGUUUUGAAUAGUCAUGAUAGGGAUGUUUUUCUUACUGUAUUCAGCAAGAAAAUUAAUUGGAUUGUAUUAGGUGUUAAAAUAAUUAAAUAAUAGUUGGAUUCAAAAAUAGAUUUUCAGGUACAUCUAAUUGGGAAGGCUCUUAAAAAUUAAUAUAGAAUUAAACAUUCAUUUUAUGUUUGCAUUUUAAUUAAAACAAAGAUGAAUUAAUGCCUGGAGGUGACUUAAUCAUAAAGGUAGGUAGAGAGCUAAUUGAAUAAAAUUGAAAUUUAUUAUUUCCUUUAGAUGCUUUAAGACUAUGCUGGUUAAAUCAAGUUUAAAUUCCAAAGAAAUUUAAAAAAAGUCUUUUGA
This is a messenger RNA of Paramecium octaurelia, 366 nucleotides long. NCBI's taxonomy places the organism in Eukaryota, Ciliophora, Oligohymenophorea, Peniculida, Parameciidae. The record is from the annotation of a GenBank genome assembly.